Molecule: messenger RNA, 3647 nt
Organism: Mustela erminea (ermine)
Lineage: Eukaryota; Metazoa; Chordata; Mammalia; Carnivora; Mustelidae
Gene: ZNF577
Product: zinc finger protein 577
Exons: 8
Coding region: 342-1964 (540 amino acids)
Biological process (GO): negative regulation of transcription by RNA polymerase II
Molecular function (GO): DNA-binding transcription repressor activity, RNA polymerase II-specific
Source: RefSeq, a predicted model, not a curated record
GUUUCAGGAUCUCCGGAACCACGCGCGUUGGCCCUCGUCGGCCGCCAUCUCGGUGCUUCUGAGGGUCUGUCAGUCGCUGAAGAGGGCCUCGGGGGCCGUAGACACGGAGGGAAGGUAUUUUAAGUGGUACGGUGAUCUGUGUCCAGCGGUGAAGAUCGAGGCUAUCGCCAGGCACGGACCUUUGAUGCAGCUCUGAUCUGUUAAGUAUGAGGAAACGUCUGCCAAGGAGUUUCUGGGAAAUGGUUGAGUCCUUGAUCACCAAUCCUGGAGAUCUCAGGCUGGCACUGCAGGGAGACUAGACUGAAGGGCCAAGAUGAGACAAAGCAUUGUCCGGAUUAGACAUGAGGCUGGCAGGCCCAGAGCAGACAGAAGACAGUAUACCCUGCAGUUGGCUAGUCCUUUCUUCAGAACAGAAGAACAUGACCAAGGACUGGGUACUGUUAACAUUCGAGGAUGUGGCUGUGGGCUUCUCCUGGGAGGAGUGGCAGUUACUAGCUCCAUCUCAGAAGGACCUGUACCGGGAUGUGAUGCUGGAGAACUAUAGGAACCUGGUGUCAGUGGGUUAUCAAGCCAGCAAACCAGUUUCACUCUUCCAGUUGUUGCAAGGAGAGCCACCAUGGACGGUAGAGGGAGCAGCUCGGAGUCAAAGUUGUCCUGAAGAAAUAUGGGAGAUUGACCAUAUGCACUGGCACCCAGAAAACCAAAACGAGAGUAAAACCUUGGAAAGAGAUCAGCAAAGUUAUGCACUUGGAAAUAAUUCUGAUUUAUAUGAAAGUCUUGUUCCUUUAACACAAAGACACAAUAAGUUUGGCUCACAUUGUAAAAGUUUGAAACCACAUUUGGGUUUUGUUAUUCAGAAUAGAAGAUAUGCAGGAGAGGACUCUGAUGAGUUUAGUGGAUGUGGGAAAUCAUCAGUCUACAUCCAGCAGGAUACAACUCUUAGUGGACUUAAAUGCCAUGGAUGGGUGAAACCCAGUGGCAUUAGAUCACAGUUCAAUGAACAUCAAAAAACUUAUUCAGAAGAGAAAGCACAUGAAUGCAGUAAGUGUGGGAAAGCCUUCUCCAGGAAGGCACAGCUCAUUAGGCAUCAGAGAACUGAAAGAGGAAAGAAGCCACACGGAUGCAAUGAAUGUGGGAAAACAUUCAUGAGGAAGAUUCAGCUCACUGAACACCAGAGGACUCAUACUGGAGAUAAACCCCACGAAUGUAGUGAAUGUGGAAAAGCCUUCUCUAGAAAGUCGCAGCUCAUGGUACAUCAGAGAACUCAUACAGGAGAGAAACCCUACGGGUGCAUUGAAUGUGGCAAAGCCUUCAGCCGGAAGUGCCGGCUCAGUAGACAUCAGCAAUCUCACACUGGAGAGAAACUCUACGGAUGCAGUGUGUGUGGGAAAGCCUUCUCCCAGAAGGCAUACCUCAUUGCACAUCAGAGACUUCACACGGGGGAGAAGCCUUAUAAAUGCAGUGAAUGUGGAAGAACUUUCUUUUUCAAGUCGGACCUGACCAAGCAUUGGAGAAUUCACACAGGAGAGAAACCUUACAGAUGCAGUGAGUGUGAAAAAGCCUUCAGGAGCAAGUCAAAGCUCUUUCAGCAUCAGCGAACUCAUACUGGAGAGAGACCGUAUGAGUGCAGCAAAUGUGACAAAGCCUUUGCCCACGUGUCGGUCCUCAUUAAACAUAAGAAAACUCACACAAGAGAGAAAGCUAUAAAUUCACUGAAGGUGAAGAAACCUUCCUUAGGGAGUCCUAGCUCUUUGUACGUGAGUGAACUUGCACAGGAGCAAAGCAACAUGAACACAGUGCCUGUGGAAAUACCUUCUUUGGGAACUCAGCCCUCGUUAAACCUCCCUGCUAGAAUUUGCCUGAAUUUGUGGUUUGCAGACCUCUUCCACCUUCAAAGCCAGCAGUGGCUGGUUAACUCUUCCAUCACUCUGACACUGACUCUUGCCUCCCUCUCCUACAUGUAAGGACCUGUGUGACUACACUGGGCCCACCCAGGUAAUCUAGGAUAACCUCCCUGUCUUAAAAUCAGCUAAUUAGCAACUGUAACUCCACCUACUACCUUGAUUCCCCUUGCCUUAUACUGUGACAUACUCACAAGUCUUGGAGGUUAGGAUGUAGACAUCUUUGGGGGCCAUUAUUCUGCCUCCUUCAGACCACCCUCUGGCACCCAAUUAUUUGUAUCCAUACCACAUGAAAAAUACAUUCAGUCUCUCUCAGCACCUCCAGAUGUCUCAACCUAUUACAGUACCAACUCAGUCUAAAAUUCCAUCUAAAUCUUGAGUUUAAACACUCUAAAUCAAGAAUUGGUUGAGGCUCUGGAUAUGAUUUGUCCUGAGGCACAAUUCCUCUCUAUGAGCCUGUGAAAUUCUAGAAACGAUUCACAUGGCCCUAAAAUACCUAAUUGCAUCUUUUACUUUAAAUGCCUUUUGCCACAUAAUGUAACAUAGUUACAGGGUCUGGAGAUUAGGACAUGAACAUCUUUGGGAGUCCAUUCUGUCUACCACAAAAACAUUAGAUGUCAGAGUAUUCAUACUACAGGAUAUUCCUACCUAGCCAUUAAAUAAAUCUAGAGAAGCGUGUUCACAGAGAAGUAAUUAUCUUUGAUAAUUGCAGUCCAAAUACAGUAACUUUUUUUCUAUAAUCAGGGACUCUUACACCUGUGUCAUUAGAUGUGACAGCAAGAAUACUAUUAAGAUACAUAAAUAAAACGAUCAGUGCUGGAAAAGAAUUCAUAAAUGCUCUAAAGGAAUAUGAGAUUUAUGUGCUGCAAAUGCUGUCAAACGUAUUUGUAUGUAUUCUGAAAUCAUAUAAAUCAACAUCCUAUUCUGACUGUAGAAUGCAUAUUCCAUAAUGCACCUAAGUAACAGAAUUCUUCACAGCCAAUUCCAACAACCUUUUUUGUUUAACAGGAAAUGUUUAAUUUUAUUCACUCAGUAAGUAACAAAAAGGGAAUAGGCAAAAUAUAUGAAUGGCCUGUCUUCAGACAUAGAGUAAUGGGAAGAUCAGCACAGCUAACUUGAAAGAAAGGGAAAAAAUGAAGGGAGUCUUAUGACUACCCCAGCCUGGACAGAGUUUCCAUUCUGUAGCAUAGGGAGGGGGAAUCUCAUCAGAUCUUGGCAGUCUCUCCAAAUCGAGGCAGAGUUUAGAGUUUGGAGAAUUCAAGGUGGCUCAAAUUUAUGGUGCAGGUUAAAGGAGAGGAGAGGGCUGCACCCGAGGCGAACCCAUUCCUCCACAUGAUUUGAAGUUGUAAUCAGCACAUAUGUGUGAGGAAGCUCCCUGGGCUGGAGGAAGAACCACUGGAACGAUCAGGCAGAACUAUCCUUGGAACUUGCACAGGUUGGGAGUAAUUUGUUUCCACCAGUUGGGAUGGAAACCCCUCCCAAUAUUUGGAAAGUCACAGUGGAACUUCAGAAAAAUAGUGCCUCAGUGGGUCACUCAGAUUGGCUCUAGAGUAAUGGCUGCUCUGAGCUCUCCAGACAAACGAUAGAUACAAGCUGCUACAAAACCAAACUGUUUCCAAGCAGUUUAACUGCUUCCCAGACCUACACCCAGUAGUAUUUAAAGAAGAGAAAGUCCAUCAACUGAGAAAACCAACAGUGUGGAAAUCAGUGUCUGGCAUCUAGUCAAAACUUACCCAGGUAUGCAAA